Messenger RNA from Cricetulus griseus (Chinese hamster), 3104 nucleotides. The record is from RefSeq and is a predicted model, not a curated record. NCBI's taxonomy places the organism in Eukaryota, Metazoa, Chordata, Mammalia, Rodentia, Cricetidae.
AUAAAUACUGAGGAGCAUGUGGAUGCAUCUGACAAGGAGGUCAUUGUAUGGAAUCGUAAGAUCCCUGAGGACAUCCUGAAGGAAAUAGCUGCUCCUAAGGAGGUACCUGCAGAAAGUGUCACUGUCUGGAUUGACCCACUUGAUGCUACCCAGGAAUAUACGGAGGAUCUUCGAAAGUAUGUCACUACCAUGGUGUGUGUAGCUGUGAAUGGCAAACCUGUGCUAGGAGUUAUUCAUAAGCCAUUCUCUGAAUAUACAGCUUGGGCAAUGGUAGAUGGUGGUUCAAAUGUGAAAGCUCGUUCUUCCUACAAUGAGAAGACCCCAAAGAUCAUUGUGUCCCGCUCUCAUGCAGGGAUGGUCAAACAGAUUGCUCUUAUGACAUUUGGAAACCAGACAUCAAUCAUCCCAGCUGGCGGUGCUGGUUAUAAAGUUUUAGCACUCUUGGAUGUGCCUGAUACAAGUCAAGAAAAAGCAGAUCUAUAUAUUCACGUGACGUACAUCAAAAAGUGGGAUAUAUGUGCUGGCAAUGCCAUCUUAAAGGCCCUUGGGGGGCAUAUGACCACUCUGAGUGGGAAAGAGAUCAGUUACACUGGUUCUGAUGGCAUUGAAGGGGGACUCCUUGCUAGCAUCAAAAUGAAUCACCAAGCUCUGGUCAGAAAACUCCCGGAUUUAGAAAAGUCAGGACAUCCAUAAGCAUUCCUGACCACAGGGUGCAACUCUGCCAGAGGUGAAUUGUUUGGCUGAACUGUUGGAAGUUUCAAAGGACUGGUGGAGACUAUGCAUGGUUAAGGCCAUUCUGACCUUAGGAAAUAUUUAUGAAGCAUCGAGACUUACUUUUCCCUGUACUAGGAUGCAAAAUCAGGGAAAUUAGGUUGCUUCAUUUCUCAAGUAUUGUCUUUAUUUUUGAGACUAUUUUCAUACGGUUGUCAUACACAAGGCACAUAUAUAUAUAUGUAUGUAUAUAUAUAUUUGUGGAUUAAAAUCUAGAGCUCAGUCUACACUGUUGAGUCACCAUUUUCACUCUACAAAUGAUGAGUCUGCACUGUUGAUACUUUCUUACAGAAUUGGGUUUGAGGAAGGCUUCAUUUUGUGUAGAUGUUUAGUGUAACUUUGAGGUUGUAUCAUACUGAAAAUAAAGUCAUUGGUGAUUUUUACUCCUCAGAUGGAAAGCACAAGAAGUCUCAUAUUCAUUAAUAGUCAACAAGUGCUCUGUUCAUCUACCAUUUCUAUGGAUUUAGUAGAAAAGGCUUAAAUAGAUUAUUUUCUUUGAAGUUUUACUAGCAGGCUCACCAGUUGAUAGAAAAUAUAGACAAAUGAUGAACUGCAUUAUUAUUGGAAUUUUUUGUGAAUGUGUGUUUUGUUUUGGUCAGUCAACAUGUAUCUAUGGUUUUAACAUUUCUGCCAUGUUGCUGUUGAUUUUCAUUCCCCUUGGAAGGUACAUUCAUUCACCCUUUCUCUGUUGACCAGCAUUUAGUCUUUACCUGUAAAGUUGGUUUUAAGUUUCAAUAUUAGCAUCAUGAUUUGGUAUAUUUUCUCACUAGAGAUAAAAUAUGCUGUAAAACAGUGUAAGAACAUAAAUGACUCUGUAAUAAUUCACAUUAGAUGGGAUAGCUAGUUUUAGUAAUUUUUUUCAGUAAUUUUGUUUCAGUAAAUUUUUGAAACCUCGCCAGGUUUGUCUGUAAACAUUCUCUUAUUAUCAGAAAUGGCACAGUUCCUUUUUUAGCUAUUAAUCGACUUAAAAUAACCGAAUUCUCGAAGGAAUCACUGUGGCACAAUCCUAUAGUUUCCUUUCAGAUUGCGAUAAUGAAAAUUGAUGAAUUUUUUUUCUGUUUAGUUGGCAAAAUAUGGUUAGAAAAAGAGAUGGUGGCAUUUGUCAUGUUCCUCUAAGAGCUUUCUUUCUGAGCUGUAUUUGUUGGUGAGUGGUUUUUCUUAGUGUGAUCUAGAAAAUCAUGUAAAUAGUCCUGUUUUUUCAUGUGGCUUUGAUGCCCUUAUAAACAUCAAUGAGGAAUUUCUUGUCUUUUCUUAAAAAAAUGUAACCCUAAAGCAAUUUUCUAUUUAUUUUCCUAUUUUAGAGAUAAAAUUGAGCAGAGUGGACAUGCUAGCCUGUAGAGAUGCAAACAUUAGGCCAUCAUUCCUCAGUACUGGACUAAAUCUUAGUACAGUACCAAGUGAUUUCCCCUAUACUUAGCUGCUGGUAACAAAUUAGCUUCAUGCAGGGAAGAUUCAAAGUUUUAGAAUUGGAAACUUGGUGUUUGUUUAACAGGACUUGGGAGUUCUGAAAACAGUUUCAGACACCUAAUCUAAUUACUAAAUAUGAUAAGAGACAGGAAACCCUGCUUUCUCCAGAGAUGGCAAAAGCAGAUACUCACCAGAGUCCUGUGAUAGGGACAUUUGUUUUCAUUGUAAUAUAUCAAGACAGGAAAUGGAAUUUAAUUGAAAAUGUUUUAAUGUGUGGAAACUUUUAUCAUUUAGUAGAAGCAGAACUAGUUCAUAUUACCAAGCACCAUUGUUUUGUUUUUUAAUUUCAGUAAUCUUGUAUAACUAAGGAUAUGAACAAUGCUGAUUUGUUGGCUGAGAGUUGAAAGUAUUAUUUUAUAAUUUGUUGGUGUUGUCUAGUUACUGAUACAUACUUUUAUAGACCAUUCAUUUUCUAAAAAUUUUAAGAGCCAAUAUACACUACAAGGAAAAGGGUAUUUAUAUUUAUUUAUGAGGUAUUAUUGUGCCAGAAUGUACUAGCUGUGGAGUAUGUAAUGUCUCUCAGAAUUAACAUUAAGUUGUUUUAUUUCUAAACAUAACAAACUAAGCAAGUUUACAUUUGGAAACUCACCUGUUUUUCCUUUAGUGGAAGCAGAGACAUCCAGUGCUUUGCUGCCCUGCUCCAUCUUUCCUUUUGGCCCUCUUCCUUAGCUGGUAUGUCACCUUGCCCCAUGUUUAACCCAAAAUCCUUUUAUAAUCUCAUUCUUCUGAACACUGAAUUGAGAUUUUGUAAAGUUCAUAGUGACAGUGGUUUACUAUUUACUAUUUACUAUUUACAUAGUGAUCUGGUUUACUAUUAUUUUUGACAUUUAAUGAGAAGUAAAGAAAAUCACCUUCAAAACCGUAAA